Messenger RNA from Microtus oregoni (creeping vole), 3080 nucleotides. RefSeq names its product F-box protein 46 (gene Fbxo46). The record is from RefSeq and is a predicted model, not a curated record. The transcript has 2 exons. NCBI's taxonomy places the organism in Eukaryota, Metazoa, Chordata, Mammalia, Rodentia, Cricetidae. Gene Ontology annotation, molecular function: protein binding. Bases 354 to 2165 code for a protein of 603 amino acids.
UUUCCAUCCUGCCCGCCCCAUCCUGCCCUCCUCCCCGUCACCUCACGCCUACUCCUCCUGUUUUCCAAGUCGAGGCCCCUUCGCCAGUGCCUUCCUUAUAUGGGCACGGCUCUGAACCGUGGCCGCUCAUUGGCUGGGGUCGUCACGCGCGCGUCUGUCAACAAAGGGGCGGGGCGGGGCGCGCCGCGCGCCAGCCCGCGCGAGGGGGUGGGCCCGCGGGGCUCUGGUGCGCAUGCUUGUGGGCAGCCAUUCUCCCUGCCGCCUGGAGGAGGCGCUGCGGUGGCAUGUGGAGCUCCCUACUACCAAUGUCCUGAGAUUGAGUGACUACCUGCUAUUUGCCAUCAUCUCCCAGCAUGGACAGGGGCAGCCUCCUGCCCUUCCAGCUCUGGUGCCCCCGGCCCUUCGGCACAUAUUCCCAAAACCAGCCACGCCCACCUUCCACAGCCCUCAAGCCACCAGCCUGCUCUGACACAAGCAAUGGAACUGAGCCUGACCACGGACCUGCACACUCAGAGAACACACCACCUACCUUGGCUGCAGAAGCCCCCACCUCCCAGCAUGCUCCACUUCUCUCUUCAACAGCUGCUGGCGAUGAGGGUCGAGUCCUGCUGGACACGUGGUAUGUAAUCAAGCCUGGAAACACAAAGGAAAAGGUGGCCUUCUUUGUGGCCCACCAGUGUGGUGGAGGUAGCCGGGCUAGCUCUAUGAAGGUCAAAGGGUACUGGGGCAGUGAUAGUUCCAAAGCCAAGAGGAGGAGGCGCUGCCUUGAGCCCACCAAGGCUCCUCCAGACCCAGGGGGCAGAAGAGGAGCCCCUGCCACUGAGGGGGCUCCUACGACAUCCGGAGAAGAUGUAGACCUGCUCUCCGUAGCGGAAAUGGUAGCCCUGGUCGAACAGAGAGCUGCCUUGGCCCUACAGAGUUACCCACGCCCCACCACCCCAGCUCCAGUGGUCUUCGUGUCAGCUGAGCAGGGGGGACCAGCCAAGGGGUUAGGGUCAGAAAGACGAUCUGGUGGUGGUGACUGUAGCCGAGUUGCUGAGGCAGUGGCCCACUUUGAGGCCCAGCGGGACAGCCCUCCAACCAAGGGUCUCCGCAAGGAGGAGCGGCCAGGUCCUGGGCCUGGUGAAGUGCGGAUCGCUUUUCGCAUCUCCAAUGGCCGAGAGCCCCGUUCGCCAGAUGGCAAUUUACCUACUUGGAGUGGAGGCCAGUCUGGUAGUCCCUACCCUGGUAGUCCUGGUCCUGGGGCUCGAGCCAAAGACAAAAUCACCUGUGACUUGUACCAGCUUAUCAGCCCCUCCAGGGAUGCCCUUCCCAGCAACAUGGAGUUCCUCCUGGCCAGGGCAGACGAAGCCAGUGAAGGUGAGACACCAACCCCGGCCAGGCCUGAAGAUACCCCCCCAGCCCCUCCUCCACCCCCUGCCAGGGACUGUGGAGCAUCAGGGUUCCAUGUGGAUGUGGUGGUGACAGGUGUGGUGGAUGAGUGCAUCUUCUUUGGCAAAGAUGGCACCAAAAACGUAAAGGAAGAGACUGUCUGCCUGACAGUGAGCCCUGAGGAGCCACCCCCACCUGGCCAGCUCUUUUUCCUCCAGUCCCGGGGUCCAGAAGGUCCGCCUGAGCCACCCCCAGCUGAUACACCAAGCACAGUGCCAGGUCCCGACGAUUCGGAAGGCACAACGGACACCUCCUUGUGCCGCCUGUACCGGCACGUGUCGCAUGACUUCCUGGAGAUUCGCUUCAAGAUCCAGCGACUUCUGGAGCCACGGCAGUACAUGCUGCUGCUGCCUGAGCAUGUGCUGGUCAAGAUCUUCAGCUUCCUGCCCACCCGAGCCCUGGCAGCCCUUAAGUGUACCUGCCACCACUUCAAGGGCAUCAUCGAGGCUUUUGGUGUGCGUGCCACGGACUCGCGCUGGAACCGGGACCCACUCUAUCGCGAUGACCCUUGUAAGCAGUGCCGCAAGAGAUAUGAGAAGGGCGACGUGUCACUCUGCCGCUGGCACCCCAAGCCCUACCACCAUGACCUGCCUUAUGGACGUUCCUACUGGAUGUGCUGCCGCAGAGCCGAUCGCGAGACACCAGGCUGUCGCUUGGGCCUGCACGACAACAACUGGGUGCUGCCAUGCAAUGGAGUGGGAGGGGGCCGAGCUGGCCGGGAAGAGGGAAGGUGAAGCCUGGGGAUGAGGGGACACCUGCUAUACCUAACCCCUUCCCGCUUUGCUGGGAGCUGGGGACCAGGACUGAGUCACCAGCCAACACCUACCAGUCCAUCCAGCGUUGAUCUCCCACUAGAACUGGGACCAGGUUUGGGGGUCAGUGGGUAAAUACCCUGGUUGACCCCCGUUAGUUUUCUACUCUUCAGAGCCAGGGCCAUGGACCCUCAGAGAGGGUUGUGUUUUUUGUUUUUUAUCAGCAUCUCAAUUGCGACUCGAUCAAGCCCCAACCCCAUCCCUGAGUCUCUCCACCCCAGGGACCCACCAGCAGGGAGCAGAUGGCAGCUAAUUUUGGUACCACCUGAGGCAUUUCUCAAGCUGGCCCUCCCCAUUCUGUGCCUCCCCAAGUUCUUUGUUCACCCAAAGGGCUGCAGUCUCUAAGGUUGACACCUCCAGGCCAUUAGCUCGCAACUCAAGUCAGCACUUUUUGGAGGCAGGCAGCCCACCAUUUCUAGAUGUUUUCCUCAUUAAAUAAAAAAAAAAUGAUUUCUUCUGAACUACCAGUCUUUCCCUCCCCCACCCCAGGGAAAGUGGGUGAGAUCCCCUCAAGUAUAGAGAUCCCUCUUUAAGCUCUUGUCACUGACUCCCCAGUAAAGCUGUGAAACCCCUUGCCUCAGAGGGCAAGGACAGUGGGUCUGAAUUCCAGGUGAUCUUUCUUCCACAUGGGUACUCAGUGAGGCAUUCGGGUCUCUACACCGUCCUCCCCACACCUUUUGCUUAGGUAGGCCUUGAUUUUUAGGCAGUUUGGUCCAAGAUCUUUUUUUAAUUUAUUUUUCUAUUGGCUUUUCGAGACAGGGUUUACUGUGUAGUCCUGGCUAUGCUGGAACGAACUCUGUAGACCAGGCUGGCCUCAGACUCAGAGAUCUGCCUGCC